AUGGACUGGCCACACAGCCUGCUGCUCCUUCUUGCCAUCUCUAUCUUCCUGGGGCCAAGCCAGCCCCGAAACACCAAAGGCAAAAGGAAGGGGCAAGGGCGGCCUGGCCCCUUGGCCCCUGGACCUCACCAGGUGCCACUGGACCUGGUCUCUCGCGUAAAGCCCUACGCUCGAAUGGAAGAGUAUGAGAGGAACCUUGGAGAGAUGGUGGCUCAGCUGAGGAACAGCUCUGAGACAGCCAAGAGGAAAUGCGAGGUCAACCUGCAGCUGUGGCUGUCCAACAAGAGAAGCCUGUCUCCUUGGGGAUACAGCAUCAACCACGACCCCAGCCGCAUUCCUGCGGACUUGCCCGAGGCGCGCUGCCUUUGUCUGGGCUGCGUGAACCCCUUCACCAUGCAGGAGGACCGCAGCAUGGUGAGUGUGCCAGUGUUCAGCCAGGUGCCAGUGCGCCGCCGCCUUUGUCCGCCACCUCCGCGCCCUGGGCCCUGCCGUCACCGCGUCGUCAUGGAGACCAUCGCGGUGGGUUGCACCUGCAUCUUCUGA
This is a messenger RNA of Microtus oregoni (creeping vole), 543 nucleotides long. RefSeq names its product interleukin 17B (gene Il17b). Gene Ontology annotation, molecular function: cytokine activity. The record is from RefSeq and is a predicted model, not a curated record. Gene Ontology annotation, cellular component: extracellular region. NCBI's taxonomy places the organism in Eukaryota, Metazoa, Chordata, Mammalia, Rodentia, Cricetidae. The transcript has 3 exons. Bases 1 to 543 code for a protein of 180 amino acids. Gene Ontology annotation, biological process: inflammatory response.